Molecule: messenger RNA, 925 nt
Organism: Brassica oleracea var. oleracea
Lineage: Eukaryota; Viridiplantae; Streptophyta; Magnoliopsida; Brassicales; Brassicaceae
Product: transmembrane protein 147-like
Exons: 6
Coding region: 61-747 (228 amino acids)
Source: RefSeq, a predicted model, not a curated record
UUGCAGCAAUACACCAAAACCUUCUUCCUCAGUUUCGUCUUCCUCUGCGUUUGGUGGACGAUGACGCUCUUUCACUUCUUCAACUGUGCGAUUCUCACAUUUGGACCCCACGCUGUCUACUACUCCGCCACUCCCUUAUCUGAAUAUGACACUCUUGGAACCUCCGUGAAGGCUGCUCUUGUCUACCUUGCCACAGCUUUGGUUAAGCUUAUUUGUUUGGCAACUUUUCUGCAAGUAUCUGAGACUCAAGUAUUCGACCCAUACCAGGAAGCACUGAAAGCAAUGAUUGGCUUCAUCGAUGUUGCUGGUCUUUAUUUUGCUCUGGCUCAGCUAACACACAGGAACAUCUCCCAGAACCACAAGUUUCAAGCUGUUGGCCUUGGAUGGGCAUUUGCAGAUGCUGUUUUACACAGGUUGGCACCUCUUUGGGUUGGUGCUCGAGGACUGGAGUUCACUUGGGAUUAUGUUUUGCAAGGGCUUGAAGCCAAUGCGAAUUUGGUGUUCACGAUAUCUUUAGCUGCUCUAGGUUCGUUGAUGUGGCUACGCAAGAACAAGCCAAAGACCAUGAUCCCCAUCAUAUACACGUGUGCACUGAUCAUCGCCACUAUGCCUUCAAUCACAAGCUAUCUAAAGAGAGUCAUGGGAUGGCAUUUCCCAAAAAUUGUUGGGUUUGAGAUGUUAACUUCUCUCGUGAUGGCUUUCAUCAGUUGUCAGCUCUUCAUCCUCUGUCAGAGACCGUCUUUGUGAUUCCACACACGGUCGAAAGACCAAACAAAUUUGGACUGCUCUUAGCCAGAGAACUGUUUGUUUAUGGGUAACUCUUGGGACGUACUUGCCUUGUUUUUUAAGUUCCUUGAAAAGUUGAUCUUUAAUUUGUAGAAGAAUACUGAACACUUUUGAAAAAAAAAGAAUAUUGAUUUGGUCA